Messenger RNA from Dioscorea cayenensis subsp. rotundata (Guinea yam), 1672 nucleotides. RefSeq names its product zinc finger protein SHOOT GRAVITROPISM 5-like. Gene Ontology annotation, molecular function: DNA-binding transcription factor activity. NCBI's taxonomy places the organism in Eukaryota, Viridiplantae, Streptophyta, Magnoliopsida, Dioscoreales, Dioscoreaceae. Gene Ontology annotation, cellular component: nucleus. The coding region runs from base 319 to 1554 and encodes 411 amino acids. The record is from RefSeq and is a predicted model, not a curated record. The transcript has 3 exons.
GCAUACAACAACAAUCCCAAAUAACUACAACACUCAUGAUCCCCCUUCCAUCCAUGAAAGCCCAAACAAAGCUGUUCCUCACUCACUCUCUCAAAGCAGCUGUUUGAAAGCUCCCUUCUUAUAUAUGCCUCUAACAACAAGACACCUCUUCAAUCCAUUCCCAAGACUCUUUCUCUCUUCUCCCUUACUCUUCCUCUUCUCCUUCUCCUUCUUCUUCUUUCCUUCUUAUUUAUAUCCAUAUCAUCACCCUUCAACCAUCUUCUUUGUCCUCUUUACUCUUACAUAAAAGAAAAUAAGAAGAAGAAGAAGAAGAAGAAGAUGUUUGGAGGUGGCUCCUCGCCGGAGACACCGGUGGAGACAACUCCACCGGCUUCACAGACACCAGACAAUAGUGCUAGCACAAAUAAACGCAAAAGAAGACCUGCUGGCACUCCAGACCCAGAUGCAGAAGUAGUAUCUUUAUCACCAAGAACACUGCUAGAAUCAGAUAGGUAUGUAUGUGAGAUCUGUGGACAAGGUUUUCAAAGAGAUCAAAACCUUCAGAUGCAUCGGAGAAGGCAUAAGGUACCAUGGAAGUUGUUAAAGAGGGAGGCCGGUGCCGGAGAAGCUAGAAAGAGAGUUUUCGUCUGCCCGGAACCAACUUGUCUUCACCAUGACCCCGGCCACGCUCUCGGUGAUCUCGUCGGAAUCAAGAAACAUUUUCGUCGGAAGCACAGCGCCCACAAACAGUGGGUUUGUAACCGAUGUGGUAAAGGCUAUGCGGUUCAGUCCGAUUACAAAGCUCACUUGAAGACUUGCGGCACUCGCGGCCAUUCUUGUGAUUGCGGCCGUGUCUUCUCUAGAGUGGAGAGCUUCAUUGAGCAUCAAGACACUUGUAAUGCAAGUAGAACACGGCCGGAGUUGCAAGUGACGCCGGUGGCAGCAGCAGGUGCAGCUGCGUGUUUGUCGCGCACGGCGUCGAGCCCGAGCCCGUCGAGUGAUACGAACUUCAGCGCAUCGACAUGGCCGGGUCUCCGAAUGCCGAAAUCAGCCAUGUAUUUAAAUCCAGAUAAUACCAUUCAUUCUCACAACCUUGAGCUUCAACUCAUGCCUUCAUCCACUCCACGUAUCACUUCCUUCACUUCUCCGGCCAUCUCUCCGGCUUCCGAUGAGGCACAUGUAACUAAAUUACAGCUUUCGAUGACUAACUCCGGUGAAGAACCAACUUCCAGUGCUGUGAUGAGGAUCAAAGAAGAGACAAGAGAGCAGUUGAAGCUAGCAAUGGCUGAGAAGGCAAUGGCUGAGGAGGCAAGACAGCAAGCGAAGAGACAAAUGGAGUUAGCUGAGGAGGAGUUCACCAAUGCGAAGCAUGUCCGGCAACAAGCUCAGGUGGAGUUAAACAAGGCUUACAUGUUGAGAGAUCAAGCUACAAGGAAAGUGAACUCAAUUCUUCUACAAAUAACUUGCCAAGCUUGUAAACUAGACUUCCAAACAACUCCGGUGAACGCCGACGAGGUCUCACUCGCCGCCAGCCAUGUUUCAUCUGUUGUCACACAGGAUGACCGGAGGGUCUAAACAGUAUAUAAUACAUAGUGACAGGGGUGCAUGUAACUAUCUUUCAACGUGUUUCUCAAUGUGAUCAUCAUCAUCAUCAUCAUCAUCGUGAUCAUCAUCUUUUUUAUUUUUAUUUUUA